GCAGUUGGGAUUGAACUGUAAUUUUAUGGGAGGAGAGAAGGAGGAUUUUGUCGCAAAUGGCCAAAUCGAGUCUCACAUCUUUCACUGCAGCAAACAAAAGCCGCAUGAAUCGUGAAAUCGAAAAGGGCUCUUCGUUGAUUUCGCUUCUUCGAUCAUUUCCUUUUCUUGCAUUAUUCAUCGUCAACGUAUAGACGUAUACAUAUAUGCGUGGGCGGUGACGUGUCCUCCUCAUUUCAAAUCGCUUCCAGAUCCUUCUUUUAAUUCUCUGAGUUUUUAUAUUUGCUUAAUAAUCUCUCUCAACUUCCACCUACCGACCUGGUUUACGUUUUCGCUGUUCGUAGAACUCUCUCCAGAAAAAAUAUAUAGCUGCUGCUACUUCUCUUCUUUCAUCAUUCUUUUGGUAAGGGAAUAAAGCUUACUUUUAGAGGACGAAUUAAUAAACAGAACAUCAUGGAGGAAACAAUGGCAGCAAGGUAUUGGUGUCAUAUGUGCUCUCAAAUGGUCAAUCCCAUCAUGGAUGGGGAAAUCAACUGUCCAUUUUGCCAAAGUGGAUUUGUUGAAGAAAUGAGUAACGCAACCAGUGGCAGCAACAUUCCCAAUACGCCAGAAGCUGAUUUUGAAUCUGAUCGGGCUCUCUCCCUUUGGGCGCCCAUCUUGCUAGGGAUGAUGGGCAAUCCACGUCAUCGUCGAAGACUCAGACAAAUAGAGAAUGAUGAUGACUAUGAUAAUGGUAAUGGUGAUGAUGUUGAUGGUGUCACACGCCAUGGUGGAGAAACUGAAUAUGAUCGAGAGCUUGAGUCCAUCCUUCGGAGGAGAAGGAGAAGCUCAGCUACUAUUCUACAAUUGCUCCAAGGUAUAAGAGCUGGGCUGGCUUCUGAAUCAUAUGAGAAUACCAACAUUGAUGACCGAGACAGGGAAAGAGAAAGAGAGCGUGUAAUCUUGAUCAAUCCUUAUAAUCAGACUAUUAUUGUUCAAGGUUCCUAUGAUUCAAACCAGAAUCAAAGUGAUGGUCAUAGCCCCAUUGGGUCUAUGGGUGAUUAUUUCAUAGGGCCUGGUUUGGAUUUAUUGCUGCAACAUUUGGCUGAGAAUGAUCCCAAUAGAUAUGGAACUCCGCCUGCCCAGAAGGAGGCCAUUGAAGCACUGCCUACUGUAACAAUCAAUGAGAAUUUGCAGUGUUCUGUUUGUCUGGAUGAUUUUGAAGUUGGUUCUGAAGCUAAAGAGAUGCCUUGUAAGCAUAGGUUUCAUAUUGGGUGUAUCUUGCCCUGGCUGGAGCUUCAUAGUUCUUGUCCGGUUUGCAGGUUUCAACUGCCAGUGGGUGAAUCUAAGCAAGAUCCUAAUGUUUCAAGGAAUAGCAGAAACCAAAGUGAGGAUGAAAAUAUUCGACAUGACAAUGCCGAAGAAAGAAAUGAGGAAGGGAGAAAUGCAAGUGGGACUAGAAGAUUCUCAUUUCCAUGGCCUUUCGAUGGACUAUUUUCUUCAUCGAACUCAUCAUCGUCUGUUAAUGCCAAUGCAAACGGAAAUGAUACUCAAUCAGAUGACAACUGAGUAUUCAUGCGAUAUGUGUUGUGCUAUUCAAAUGCUGUCUUGUUUAUGUACAGUCUUCUACCAAUCAAAGGAUCCAAUAUUGAGGGAACAAGUUAUAAUUUUUCACAUGGCUUUGUUUUUGCUAAAUUGUGCUUUCCUAGAUUCCAGUUGCUAUAUUUCCUUCAACGUUUACCACUCAACGUGGGAUCUGUAUACUUCUUGGUGGUGGUUUUAUCUUUCCAUCUCAUUAAUUUGUACAUUGGUUUAUUUACAUAAUUGUAUAUUCAAGUUGGGCUUUGAUAGACCCGUGAAGUUCAAUUUCUUAGGCCAUGACUCAUGGGUAGUAUUUCAGGAAUUGAAUAAGACGGGACUAUUUCUUUUCAUUCAGUUGGAAACCUUUUUC
Messenger RNA from Abrus precatorius (Indian licorice), 1927 nucleotides. RefSeq names its product E3 ubiquitin-protein ligase SIRP1-like. Gene Ontology annotation, molecular function: ubiquitin protein ligase activity. The transcript is spliced from 3 exons. Gene Ontology annotation, biological process: protein ubiquitination. NCBI's taxonomy places the organism in Eukaryota, Viridiplantae, Streptophyta, Magnoliopsida, Fabales, Fabaceae. Gene Ontology annotation, cellular component: cytoplasm. Bases 451 to 1545 code for a protein of 364 amino acids. The record is from RefSeq and is a predicted model, not a curated record.